Electrophorus electricus (electric eel) is the source of this 4532-nucleotide messenger RNA. It is a transcript of the gene ubash3ba, whose product is annotated as ubiquitin associated and SH3 domain containing Ba. Gene Ontology annotation, molecular function: protein binding. The record is from RefSeq and is a predicted model, not a curated record. NCBI's taxonomy places the organism in Eukaryota, Metazoa, Chordata, Actinopteri, Gymnotiformes, Gymnotidae.
UCUGCGUUCACUCAAGCUCCAUUCAUAAAUAAAUCAUCACGAAAAGGGAGCGAUGACACUAGAGAGGUAACAUAUUGCUACAGAAAUGACUGUGGCAAUAUUUCUCCUUACGCAUUCAGCUGCAGAAGGCAGCGGAAAAUAGGCAUCGUUUCCACAGCAGUCAUCUAAAUCGCUUGGGAGGAGAUUGGCAGCGCGAAGCGACUUCCGACUGGUGACCCCCUUCUCUAACAGUGAUGACUUAAGCGUUCCAUCAGGAAGACCAACGCGCUCGUGAGAAACACUGGAUCCCAGCACGCAGUUCAGUCCUUUUUUCUUUUUUAAACAGACGAAUGUACGGUGCUACGUACACUUAUCGUUUCCACACAGUCGGUAGUCCGGACUGUAUUUUGAUUUAGUUUCGAAUGUGUGCUGUAGCCUGUCUUGACACACGAAAAGUAAGUAGACCGCAGGAGUGAAACACCAAAUGGAACGGUGAGCUAUGGCAACAAAAGAAGAUUUUUAUGCCAAAGUUACACCGCGGAGACAGCGGCAGACCCGACCAGGAACUGUCAAGCAUGGGUCAUGUCUGGAUGUUCUGCUAUCGAUGGGCUUCCCCAAAAGCAGGGCGUUGAAAGCACUGAUUUCAACCGGAGGCCGAAAUGUACAAGCAGCAUGUGAUUGGUUGUUCUCCCACGUGGACGACCCGUUCCUGGAUGAGCUGUUGCCGCGGGAGUACGUGCUGUACUUGCGGCCCAGCGGACCCCUGCUGCACCAGCUCUCCCACUUCUGGCAGCAGAGCCGCACCUUGUGUGGCAAGAACAAGGCGCACAACAUCUUCCCGCAUGUCACGCUCUGCCAGUUCUUCAUGUGUGCAGAUGCGAAGGUGGAGGCCCUGUGUGAGGCACUGCAGACCGUGGUGGGGCAGUGGCGGGGCCGCUUCCCCUCACCCCUCCCCCUCGAACUCUACACCUCCUCCAACUUUAUCGGCCUCUUCAUCGACGACAGCAUGGCUGAGGUGCUCAAGAGUUUCGCCACCGACUUCGCAGCUGAGGCAGCUGCCAAAGCAGGUUUGUCUGUCUGUCUGUUCACUUAUGCCGAUACAGAACUAAACUCCUUUCCUAGGCCCUCCUCGUGUCCUUUACUAGGUAGUAAACAAAUCAUAUUUUUGCCCAUUUUUUUCACUCUUCACCACACAGACGUUCUCGUGGAGCCCCACAAGAAGCAGCUGCAUGUGACUCUGGCCUAUCACUUCCCAGCCAAUCACCUCACAUCUUUAGAAAAGCUGGCCAAGGGCGUGGACAUUUCCCUGGGCUGUGAUUGGCUCGCUGUCCUCUACUCGCGGGACAUUCGAUUUGCCAAUCAUGAGACAUUGCGCGUUAUGUACCCGUACACGCCGCAGAACGAGGAUGAGCUGGAGCUCGUGCCGGGAGACUUCGUCUUCAUGUCAUCCGUGGAGCAGAGCGGGGCCAGUGAGGGCUGGGUAUACGGCACUUCCAUGACCACAGGGCUGUCUGGCCAACUGCCCGAGAACUACGUCAGCCGGGCGGACGAAUGUGACACUUGGGUCCUUCAUGGGACCCAUUCCUUCCUCAGCUGUACCUCCCCAACAAAUAGUGGUGGUGCAGUGGGUGGGCCCUUUCUUGAUGGACAGCAAGAAAGCCGUCUCCUUGACGACCAUGGCCCAGUGGACCCACCCAGUCUUGGUGUCAUAUGCCACCCAAUGCAGAUGAUGCGGCCCACCAGCCAACCUCUGCUGCCCAAGAGAACUCUGUUUGUGUGUCGUCAUGGUGAGAGGAUGGAUGUAGUGUUUGGGAAACACUGGAUCACCCAGUGCUUUGAUGCCAAAGGCCGUUACGUGCGAUCGAACCUCAACAUGCCCUGCAAUGUUCUAGGCCGGAGUGGUGGGUACAGGGAGUAUGACAAGGACUGCCCCAUCACUGUGUUCGGUGCCUCUCAGGCACGCCUAGUGGGUGAGGCCCUGUUUGACAGUCAUACGGUGAUAGACUUUGUGUACUGUUCUCCCUCCUUGCGGUGUGUGCAGACAGCUCAUAAUAUCCUCCGAGGUCUUCAGCAGGAUGGGAAGAUAAAGCUUCGAGUUGAGCCUGGCCUCUUUGAAUGGACCAAGUGGGUGUCGGGUACUUCCUUACCUGCCUGGAUCCCUCCAACUGAGCUGGCAGCUGCUAACUUUAGUGUGGAUACAACCUACAGACCUCACAUUCCCGUCAGCAAGCUGACCGUUUUGGAGUCCUACGAGACCUACAUGAGCCGCAGCUUCCAGGUGACGCGGGAGAUCCUGGCCGAGUGCAAUGCUCUGGGAAACACGGUGUUGAUAGUGGCGCACGCUUCUUCUCUGGAGGCCUGUACGCGUCAGAUGCAGGGACUGAAUCCACAGAAUUCAAAGGACUUUGUACAAGUGGUGCGAAAGAUCCCAUAUUUGGGCUUCUGUGCCUGUGAAGAGAUGGGGGAGACAGGGGUGUGGCAGCUCGUGGACCCGCCCAUCCUCCCUCUCACGCACGGACCCAAUCAUAGCUUCAACUGGAGGGAGACCCUGCUGCAGGACUGACGAGCACCGCCCUUGUUUUGUUUCUGGAUGCGCCUUCUGCGCACCUCCUGCUGUGGCAGCUGAGAAACGCACCGCCUGUCACUCUUCCUCCACCCACGCCACUGCAGACCUGCACCAUUCCACCAUUAAGCUGACAAAAACACGCCAUGUGCCAUGCUGGGCUUCCACAGAGCAGACCUGCUGCUCCUGACAGUAUUCUGUGCUGACUCUGUCUUUAUGUAUUGCAGCAAUGUUACGUGCAAUGUCUGUGUCCAUAAAUGUGCUCAUGCGUUUGUCUCCUUAUUAGAAGCCAUGUUCAUUGGUCACUAGUGACUGAUCAGGGUCAAAGGUGGAAGGUCAACGCUGCUCCAGGUUGCUUAGAAGAUGCUCCACUCUUGUCUUUAUAAAUAAAUAAAUAAAUCAACCUUCAUACCAACAGUUCCAAGCAUAACUACGAUCAGCCAUUUGUCAAAGAAACCAUAUGUACACAUUCAAGUAUGAAGCAUAAAGACUGACAACUCACUCAGGUUUCCUGUCUUACCGAGGAAGCCAUUUUGAUCUGGUCAUGUCAAAAGUGAUCAUCAUCAUCACCAAACGUUGCCGAGAUGGCGCCUGGUAGCUCUGUCUGAGCCUUCCCUGCUUUCCUCUUCCUCAUAGACCUGGAGCAGGGAGGCGAACACGGCUGCCACCAAACACACUGUGAGAAACAGAAGAGGCGUUCCGCGCUCCGGACCAAGCUUCCAAGCUCCUUUCUGGAAAAAUGGCUGGUAGCUGCUCGGGCUGUAUAGAAACACUCCGGUGGGGAGAAAAAAAAAGCACAAGAGACGAACCCCAAACAUGACAAUCCUAAAGGCCAGGCCAGCCAGGACGUAGCUUCCAUAUUGUCUGGGACAGCAAACCAUCCCUGUGCUUCUCUGCAGUUUGCCUCAGGACGACUCUUGGAAAGGGCUUUCUUUAGCAGUUUUUAGGAGUAGGGAAACAAUCAUUGCUGCAUGCUCCAUGUUUUUCACUAAAUGAAAGUCGUAUGUCCACUCAACGAUCACACUGUUGAGGUACCAAGUGGUUUGAAAACGUUUGGUAAUCCCUAUCCAUGAGGGUAACCAGCAAGCCUUACUUUCAGGAUAGAGAUAACCAACCAAAACAUGACUGUACAGUAGCACCAUUAAGACUAACAGAUGCUUUUUAUUCUUGAAGUGGGGGGGGGGGGGGGGUCUAACUGCAUUUAUUUAUGUAUUCAUGGCAUAAGUGUUAAAGACUUUCUGGUGCUUAAUAUAAAAUAUUUUCGGUUUCGUUCUGUUGCAACACAGGAAUCGAGCUGUAGCAGAUUUAAACAUGCAGUUUUUCUGUACUCUUGCACGCAUUAUACAUACCGCGAGCUGUUUCUUUUCUGAUCUAUUUCAACGUGCACCCUACAUUGUGGGUAAUGUAGUUUCAGAGCGUACAUUACAUCAACGUUGUAUCAUCAGGUUCAACGCCAUGCCAAGAAUAUUUAGACAUUAUUAUGGGAUUUUUUUUUUAAACACAAUUUUUAUACAUCUCUUAUGCAAUGUCCAAUUUAUUGGAAGGUUAUUAUUAUUAUUAUAACAAAAGGCAUGCAUUUUUAUUUUCUUGUAAUUUAUUUUUCUUUGUGAGGGAGUCCAAGUUGUAUAUUGAGCCCAGAAUAUUCCUCUUCAAGGCUUCUGAAGUUUAACUGCCUCACAAUUUCAGUGUCUUUCCCAAUCGUUUUAAUGUCUUCAAACCUUCAAUGGUUUUGGCUUUUGAUCAUUUGUAUUCAGAACGUCUCCGUUUGCCAUUUCUGAAAAAUGGCUUCCUGUAAGUCGGCGUACCUUUGUGCGAGAAACUGGUUAAUGGAGUUUGUUACAUGUGAGAAAAGAAUACCACUUUAAUGUUGAAUACGAAACUUAUUUCCAAUAUAUUAAUCGUUGUUCUUCCAAAAUGGCUCCAUACAGACCAUCUUAUCACGCCAUAUUCUGACAAACAAGGUCAAAGUAAACUGUGGAAAACUCUGAAA